GGGGUCCGUUGCGGGCUCCACGGCGCCCUCUAUCGCCCCAAGGCUCGCAGGUGGACCCAGCAGGGAAGAGGUCUAUGUCGCUGCGUGAGGAAAAGAUGCUAGAACCACAGGAGAAUGGCAUGAUUGACCUACCAGAUUAUGAGCAUGUAGAAGAUGAAACUUUUCCUCCUUUCCCACCUCCAGCCUCUCCAGAGAGACAAGACGGUGAAGGAAUUGAGCCUGAUGAAGAGUCAGGAAGUGGAGCACUUGUUCCUGUACCUCCAAAGAGAACAGUUAAAAGAAAUAUACCCAAGCUGGAUGCUCAGAGAUUAAUUUCAGAGAGAGGACUUCCAGCCUUAAGGCAUGUAUUUGAUAAGGCAAAAUUCAAAGGUAAAGGUCAUGAGGCUGAAGACUUGAAGAUGCUAAUCAGACACAUGGAGCACUGGGCACAUAGGCUAUUCCCUAAACUGCAGUUUGAGGAUUUUAUUGACAGAGUUGAAUACCUGGGAAGUAAAAAGGAAGUUCAGACCUGUUUGAAACGAAUUCGACUUGAUCUCCCUAUUUUACAUGAAGAUUUUGUUAGCAAUAAUGAUGAAGUUGCGGAAAAUAAUGAACAUGAUGUAACUGCUACUGAAUUAGAUCCCUUUGUGACAAACUCAUCUGAAAGUGAGAUAUUUGCUUCUGAGUCAAGUAGAAGCCUAACAGAAGAGCAACAACAAAGAAUUGAGAGAAAUAAACAACUGGCCUUGGAAAGAAGGCAGGCAAAGCUGCUGAGUAAUAGUCAGUCCCUAGAAAAUGAUAUGUUAAUGAAUACAGCCAGGGCACACAUGGUUGAAGAGGUUAAUACUGAUGAAGAUCAAAAGGACGAGUCAAAUGGAUUAAACAAAGACAUUCUAGACAAUCCAUGUAAUGAUGCUAUUGCUAAUACUUUUAAGUGAAGAAGAGGAAUUAAAAUUAGAGGAAACACUGCUGGACCAGUCUUUUAAAAAUGUGCAACAGCAACUUGAUGCUACAUCGAGAAAUAUUACUGAAGCUAGAUAAGUUUCCAUUAAGAGAAAAUGUAUCUGUUAAGUCAUCAUCCUGCAAGCUUGGCGUUACUAUGUAUUUUUUCUUCUUGGAGUGAAAAUCCUUAGGUAGUAAAACUUUUACAGAUUAUUGUUUAAAAUCUGGUAAUCUGGUAUUUAUUUAUAAUUAUGCUUGUCACUUUAGUUAAAUCUAUUUGUUCUCUUUAGUGUUGGGUUUUAUAUAGAUGUUUCUUCAUAAAAUGAUUAGUAGGUAAU
Messenger RNA from Mandrillus leucophaeus (drill), 1259 nucleotides. RefSeq names its product TIMELESS interacting protein (gene TIPIN). Lineage: Eukaryota; Metazoa; Chordata; Mammalia; Primates; Cercopithecidae. The record is from RefSeq and is a predicted model, not a curated record. The transcript has 8 exons. Gene Ontology annotation, molecular function: DNA binding. Bases 75 to 917 code for a protein of 280 amino acids. Gene Ontology annotation, biological process: replication fork arrest; DNA replication checkpoint signaling; replication fork processing. Gene Ontology annotation, cellular component: nucleus; replication fork protection complex.